Messenger RNA from Coccomyxa subellipsoidea C-169, 1032 nucleotides. RefSeq names its product Pkinase-domain-containing protein. Gene Ontology annotation, molecular function: ATP binding; protein kinase activity. The coding region runs from base 1 to 1032 and encodes 343 amino acids. The transcript is spliced from 5 exons. Gene Ontology annotation, biological process: intracellular signal transduction; protein phosphorylation; regulation of MAPK cascade. Lineage: Eukaryota; Viridiplantae; Chlorophyta; Trebouxiophyceae; Coccomyxaceae. The record is from RefSeq and is a predicted model, not a curated record.
AUGUGGUACACAGGCCAAGGAUCAUAUGGGUCCGUGUACCAGGCAAGGGUGAAGGACUCAGAUGAGACCGUGGCCAUCAAAGUCAUACCAGUGGGAGAGCACGAUGAGAUUGGAGAGAUCCAGAAGGAGAUUGACAUGCUCAAGGAGUGCAACCACCCAAAUGUGGUGCACUACCUGGGGAGCUGGAAAACGAAAGGGGCGCUGUGGAUAGCCAUGGAGUUCUGUGGCGGUGGCAGCGUGUCAGACCUGGUGCAGGCAGCCGAGGGUCCCCUGGCCGAGGAGAUCAUUUCCUACAUUUGUGCAGAGACCCUGGCCGGCCUCAACUACCUUCACGCCAUCGGCAAGGUGCACAGGGACAUAAAGUGCGGCAACAUUCUGCUGACGGAGGCUGGAGAGGUGAAGCUGGCGGACUUUGGGGUGGCAGCGCAGCUGACGCACACCAUGUCCAAGCGCAACACCUUCAUUGGCACGCCCCACUGGAUGGCACCAGAGGUCAUCCAGGAGUCCCGCUACGACAGCAAGGUGGACGUGUGGGCGUUGGGCAUCAGCGCGAUAGAGAUGGCGGAGGCAACGCCCCCCCGCUGGGCCGUGCACCCCAUGCGAGUCAUCUUCAUGAUCUCGCGCGAGCCGCCCCCGCAGCUGGCCGACAAGCACGCCUGGUCCCCCGCCUUCCAGUCCUUUGUCGCCUCCACGCUGCGCAAGGAUCCUGCGGUGAGGCCGGCAGCCAAGGAGCUGCAGCAGCAUGAGUUUGUGCGCGGGCCGCACGGCAGCGCAAGGACCCAGGCCCUGCAGCCGCUCAUAGAGCGCUCGCGCGGGAAUGCUGCUGCCCUCCUCGCAGAGCUUGAAGGGCCGCCAAAACUACCACCAGGCGUCAGGUGCACACACAGCCCUGAUGCUGUUGAACCCUUAGUCCAUGUGAGAGACCACCCUUGCAUUGUGGUGGAAGCUGCCGCUGUUGUCUGCAUGGCAAGGAUCUUGAUUAGUAGCCGCGUUGACUACCAUAGAUUACCUUGCUUGAUGAGAGGGAACUGA